Molecule: messenger RNA, 1386 nt
Organism: Aegilops tauschii subsp. strangulata
Lineage: Eukaryota; Viridiplantae; Streptophyta; Magnoliopsida; Poales; Poaceae
Source: RefSeq, a predicted model, not a curated record
AUGGACAGGAAGGGGAAAGGAAUGGCAAAGAAGAAGGGCAUAGAUUUGAAGAGAUACUUUGAGGUACUUGGUGGUAGUCGCAGCAGCUCCAACUCCAAUCCAAGUACAAGGGAAAGUGGCAAUGCUGCGGGCCAAUCUGUUCAUCAAAGUCAAGUGAAUACUGCGGAAACAGAGAAUGCAAAUUCCUUGCCCUCUCAACAAGUGGAAGAACAGAUUCCAGAUUCCGUCGAAGCCAUGGUCGAGGAGAAUGUUGAGGUUCUAGGAGAUGAAGGAACCAUGCAAAAAGAACUUGCUAAAUAUUGUGCAAUGGCGGUCACCAAAGCAAUCAAAGAAGAGAUGGAUGGUUGUCUUUUCACUGUUCUUAUUGAUGAGUGCCGUGAUAUUUCAGUGAAAGAGCAAAUGGCUGUGGUUGUCAGGAGGAAGGAUAAAUUGCUUGAUAAGCAAAAGCAGAUCCUUUUGGAUAAGAUUGAGAGGGUGAUAGAAGUUUUGGGCAUUGUUGAGGAGGAUGUGCGUGUUCCAUGUAGGGCAGGAGGUUUGGUUCAUCAAAUGGAGACUUUCAGCUUCGUGUUCAUCCUAAAGAUGAUGUUAAAAAUCCUUCGUAUGACAAAUGAUCUAUCUCUUCUAUUGCAAAAGAAGGAUCAAAAUGUUGUUCAGGCUAUGUCAUUGGUUACGGAUGUGAGAACACGUUUGAUCAAUUGGAGAAAUGAUGGUUGGGAGACACUCUUGGAAGAUGUCAAAGCAUUCUGCACCAAAAAUGAAAUUCCUAUACCAAGUAUGGAUGACACCUUCACAAAAUGGGGGAAAUCAAGAAAAGGUGGAAGAAACAAUGUCACUGCUGAUCAUUUUUUCCGUGUGGACACCUUCUAUGUUGCUAUAGACUCCAUCACCACGGAGUUUGAUCAUCGUUUUAAUGAGGUAUCUUCAGAGCUCCUCCAGAACUUCUCUUGUCUUGACCCAAGAGACUCCUUUUCUAGGUUCAAUAUCAGUAAGCUUGCUCGACUCACAGAGAUUUAUCAUGAGGAUUUCUCUAGUUAUGACCGUGAGCAUAUACAAGAUCAUCUUGAGCUAUUCAUUAUUCAUAUGAGAAGAAUUGAAGAUUUUAGAGAUUGUCAUGAUAUUGCAAGCCUAGCUAAAAAGAUGGUUGAACUUGAAAGGCACAUCAUGUUUCCCACGGUUUAUCGCCUCAUUGAGCUGGCAUUGCUACUACCGGUAGCAACAGCAACAGUUGAAAGGGCUUUUUCAGCAAUGAAAAUCAUCAAGACCGAGUUGCGCAGCAAGAUAUCCGAUGGCUGGCUUAAUGACUUGAUGGUGUGUUACAUUGAGCGAGGGAUAUUCAAAAGUCUUGAUCUUGGUAAAAUUAAGAAAGAUUUUUCACAAGAAGGGUAG